Odocoileus virginianus texanus is the source of this 873-nucleotide messenger RNA. The record is from RefSeq and is a predicted model, not a curated record. NCBI's taxonomy places the organism in Eukaryota, Metazoa, Chordata, Mammalia, Artiodactyla, Cervidae.
GUCCUGUGGCCACCCACUCUUUUUAUCACAUGUACCUUCAAAGGCAAUUCAGUAGCCCAGGCAAGAAGUUGCAGAUAAUUAAUAAAAACAGCAACUGUUAGCUCCUAACUAAAUUUAUAUAUGUGCAUAUAAUUAUGUGUGAUUAUUGUAGAAAGUAUAUUGUUCUCUCUCAUUUUCAGCUCCAUGGAAUAACAUUUCUAACCAGAAACUAUUGUCUGGCAGAACUAUAUCUAAACAACAAUGCAAUAUUUGAUAUAGAAGGCCUGCACUAUUUGCCUUCAUUGCAUAUACUCCUGCUACAUCACAAUGAGUUAAUAAACCUCGAUGCAACAGUAAAAGAAUUAAAGGGAAUGCUAAAUCUGAAGACCCUAACUCUCUACCAAAACCCUUUAUGCCAGUAUAACCUGUAUCGUCUAUAUAUAAUCUACCACCUUCCAGGAGUCGAGUUGCUUGACCGAAAUCAAGUUACAGAAAAGGAAAGAAGGUCAAUGAUUCUGCUUUUUAACCAUAAAAAGGCUCAUAUUGUUCAAUCAAUAGCAUUCAGAGGAAAAGUAGAUGCCUCAUGGGAUCCUCGAUCACCAUUUAAGCAAAAACCAGCACAGAGAGUACCUUCAGACUUUGCAUUUGCGAAUAAUGUAGACAAAACUAUGUUUGAUGACCCAGAAGAUGCUGUUUUUGUAAGGUCCAUGAAGCGAUCGGCAAUGUCUAUUACCUCUCUGAACUGGGACACGGUGCCAACACAAGAGGAAAAAUACCUUGAAGAGAAAGACACAGGACCUGCCCAAAUGCUUACAAUCACACUGAGAUAGCCCCUGGUGUUUCUAGAAAUCUUAGCAGUUUUCAGUUAUAUAUUAAACUUUUCUUUGAUUAGCA